Molecule: messenger RNA, 462 nt
Organism: Pichia kudriavzevii
Lineage: Eukaryota; Fungi; Ascomycota; Pichiomycetes; Pichiales; Pichiaceae
Exons: 1
Coding region: 1-462 (153 amino acids)
Biological process (GO): Arp2/3 complex-mediated actin nucleation; regulation of actin filament polymerization
Cellular component (GO): actin cytoskeleton; cytoplasm; Arp2/3 protein complex
Molecular function (GO): actin filament binding
Source: RefSeq, a predicted model, not a curated record
AUGAGCCUAGAAGAUUGGAGAAGAAUAGAUAUUGAUCAAUACGAUGCGGAUGCGCAGUACGUUGCAGACGAGCUACCGGAGGGAAAUUCUACCGCCACCGUUAGUGAUAUGCAAGCAUUGUCAACAAAAUUGCGUGGAUUGAUUCAACGUAUGGACAUUGGCGAAGCAUUCAAGACGUCAAUUGAAUUUGCACCUUAUGGGGCAGGUGAAGAUGUAUGUGAUGCGUUUCUUAGAGGUGUCUUUGAGAUUUUCACUAAUGUUAAAAUGAACGACAUUCCAAAUAUCGUUACAAGUUUGGACUUGGAUGUUUUAGAUGUUGUCGUGAAAUACAUUUAUACAUUAAUGGGUAAGGAGUUUGCAUUGAAGCAAUCCGGCUUGUUACUUGUUUGGUUAGAUAGGAUUGUCGAUAAAGUAGGAGAAGGUCCAAUCAUACGAUACUUGAGUGACCCAUAUAAGCUCUAA